GUCCCCGGGCCCGAGGAAGCGCUGCGGGGAGCCGCCAGGGUUGUGUCCCCCCGGCCGGGAGUGGCGGGCUUUUGUGCCGGUGCCCGGCCCGCGGUCCUGCCCUCCCCCCCGCGCUUUGGGCCCGAGCCCCCGUGACUUGGCAGCCCGUGAGCGAAGCCCAGAGGCCCCUCCCCCCGCCCGGGGGGCUGGUAGUGGGGAGACUCUGCCCCGGCCCCGGCUCCGGCCCCGGCUCCCGCUCGGGCUGAGCCCCAGCCUCCUUUCCGGCCACGCGCCGCUCCGCCCGGCCCGGCCCGGCCCGGCCCGGCCCGCCUCAGCGGUGCGGACCCUCGGGGUCCGGCCGCUGGGAUCUUGCCAGGGAGCUGGGUCAGGGCCCGGGUCGUGGUGUGACUCGGGCCGGAGCCCGGCCGUUUUGCAGUUUGGCUGCCGCUGAAGCAGCCCGCCCAGGGUGGGGCGGGGGUGGGGGGUGUCGCGCUGUGUGGACGCGUUAGUGCGGCUGGGAGACCCAGUUCCAGCAAUUGUUGGCAGCGCAGCGUGGCUGCUCAAGCAUGUGCUUGGAAACAGCCCAUAAGAGCGGACACGAGUUUGCAGUGCAGCAUUGACAUACCCUGAAGGGCUAGCUUGAUCUGACCUCUUCACUGCUGUACAGGGCCUGGAGGAGAGGAGGUCAGACUAGAAUGGAUGAUCAGAAGACCCUUCUGGCCUUAUCUGCUGGGGUUGGAGGAGGGGAGAACCUACUCUAGGCCAGCUUCACUGAAGGCGGGAGCCACAUCCAUGUGGGCUUCCUGCUGUGGGUUGCUGAAUGAAGUCAUGGGUACCGGAGCUGUCCGUGGCCAACAGCCAGGAUUUGGGGGAGGUACUGGCCCUUUCAGAUUUGCACCAAAUACAGACUUCUCAGCAUAUCCAUCUUCAGGAGCCAGUAUAGUCUGCAAAGCCUGUGGGCUUUCAUUUUCAGUUUUUAGGAAAAAGCACGUGUGUUGUGACUGCAAGAAGGAUUUUUGCUCAGUUUGUUCAGUCUUACAAGAAAAUCUCAGAAGAUGUUCUACGUGUCACUUGUUACAAGGGACAGCAUUUCAGCGGCCUCAGUUAAUGCGACUGAAAGUCAAGGAUCUGCGUCAGUAUCUGAUCCUUAGAAACAUACCAACAGAUACUUGUCGAGAAAAAGACGACUUGGUGGAUCUUGUACUCUGCCAUCAUGGAUUAGGUUCUGAGGAUACAGACACUAGUAGCUUGCAUUCUUCAAGGUCACAGACUUCUAGUUUUUUUACACAUCCAUUUUCUCUGUCUGUAUCAGUGUCAUCCUCUCAAGGAGAACUUACAAAUAGAAGAGGAAGCACAGAAAAUGGACCACCUGUACAGGGACAAGGUGGAAUGCCUUCAGCAAAUAACGAAGAAGAGGAAGAAGAAGAAAAUGCAGAAGAGCAGACCCCUAGCAUGUCCAGAAAGCGAGCAAGAGCAUCACUGUCUGAUAUUUCAAGUCUAGAAGAUAUUGAAAGGUCAAGUGUUCGACAGCUGAAGGAAAUACUUGCUCGUAAUUUUGUCAACUAUUCAGGAUGCUGCGAAAAAUGGGAACUUGUGGAGAAAGUGAGCAGGCUCUAUAGAGAGAGUGAGGAAAAUCACAGGACACAGGGAGAGAAGAUACAACUGCAUGAGAACGAUGAUAAUCUGUGUAGGAUCUGCAUGGAUGCAGUAAUUGACUGUGUUCUUCUGGAAUGUGGUCACAUGGUCACCUGCACAAAGUGUGGCAAAAGAAUGAGUGAGUGUCCGAUCUGUAGACAGUAUGUUGUACGAGCAGUGCAUGUAUUUAAAUCUUAAGACCAAAAACACAUUUUAUAGCCAUCCGGAGUUCCUGUAUUUCUGGGGGCAGGACUGAUGAAGCUUGUUAUGACGAACAUUAGUUUCAAUAUGAAUCAAACAUUUUGAACAGCAGGCUAUAGAAGCAUUUGAAACACUUUCCUGUAUUGUUGUUAAAAUUUGCAGUUUGGUGAUAUGUACUGCAGGAGCUGCCUGAGUUACCUUAUAAAGCCAUGAAGUGUUUACAGCAGAUCUAGCAUCACUUAGUGCUCUCUUCUGAAGAACACCAUAAUCAUUAGUUUGCUGAAGGGUCCAGUAUAGUCAACAGAAAACUGCUUUACCAUGACCAUAUUGUUGGAUGACUCUAGCCUGGUUCAUUUGGUGCAUAUGCAUUGCUCCUGGCAAAUAGACUUGUGUAGUAUUUAAUAGGCAUUAAAUAGAAUGUAACUGUUCUGACACUAGUGCUACAAGGGUGUUAAAACAGUCGAUAAACCAAGAUUGUAGAAAGCAUUGCCGUUGCAUAAAGGUAAAGCUAAUCUAAUCUAUUUUCCUGCUUAUUACUUUGUUCCGAAUGUCGGUCUGAUUACAUGUAUACUGUCCACUAACAGUCUUUGUCAAAGUGAACUGUGUAGUCCUACAGAGCUCUGUUUAAUUGCAUCCAAAUGCUAAUUACUCCAUGUUCAGUUUAAGAAUAAAAUGUAGUCAAAGGGAAUAGGGGUUAACUUCAGUGGUCCCAAAUUCAUUCAAACCUAGUCUAUUAAUUUUGCAAGGACUGAAUUCUACAUACUAGGAACUUAAUGUGAAUAGAUCAAUUAUAGUGACACUAAUAGAUGCUAACUUUUGGGAGUUAUAGUAUUACAAACCUUAACCAUUUUUUUCCGGGGUGGGGAUGGGUUGAGAGUAAGGAAGGGGGGAGGGGAGAACUUAAGAGGAAUUGUAGCUUUUUUUUUUAAAUAUGCUGCUUGCUCACAGGUGUUUGAAUCAAGACUAGGGUAGUGAACAAAAUUGCCAAUUACCUGUUUGGCCCCUGUGAAAUAGGUUUUUCAGUCCAGCUCCUAGAUAGUAUCAAACCACAAUCAGUGGCAAUAAUUUCUUUAGAAUACAAGAAUUUCCCUUAAAGGGUCCUGCAGCUCAGUGGGAAUAGAUUCUGAGGUAAAUGAGCGUAGUAGGCAGCCAGUAUUGCCCACUACCUUUGUAGGCUAGAUACUUAAUAGUAUAACUACUUUUUUUUUAAGGGGGAGAGCUAAUGGCAGUUAUUGAAAUGCCUGUGUUAUCCAGUGACAACUUUAAGCUGAGUUGAAUUGUCACGCACAAGUCUUACUGGGCAAAUGCAGCGUUGCCAUAUUGUAUAGUUUGGGUUUUUUUAUAUGUGGGUGUCUUUCAACUUUCUCUACAACCCACUAUUCAAUUCCCAGUGUUCAUCUAGUUUGGGAAGGCAGGUGUUUUGGCAACUGCAGCCAUUAGUACAUUAAAAAUACUUCUGGUUUUCUGUACUGUAGAUCAUGGGAGGUACACUGCCUCCCAUGCCUACUCAGGACUUGAAUGCUCUACAGCCAGGACUCCACAGGGGGGAUUUCUGUAGCCUUUUGACAAAGCUGCUGCAGGGAGGGAGUAGGUGCAGGGGGCUUAGCUCUAGCACUGCUGCUUGGUUUCCAUUAAAUUGUGCUGCAAUUCAAUCAAAGUGGUAGGUGGUUUUCCAUUUUCAACUCUUAGGUGCCUAACUUAUCGUAUUCUCUUUAAAAUAACCAACCAAAAAAACAAUCCUGAAAUCUUUACUGCACAACAUCCUGAUAAUCAUUCUUGAAGAAAACUACUCAGACUUUAUGCACAAGCUGGAUAUUGGCUAAACUAGCACAUCUGUCAAUACUUUCAGAAGUAACAGGAAGUAUAAACUGCUGCUGCUGUUUGGUACAACUCAAUAUGCAGUUUACAGAGAAUCUUUAACUGACAUUACUGCUUAUUUUUCAGAAGAGAACAAAACUCUAGCCUUUUUUUAAAAAACUUUCUAAAAAGGUACUGACUUGUUCUUGUUCAGUUGGUAAGUUAAUGUAGGGGAAUGUAGCAUAUACAUUACUUCCAUUCUGAACAAGGGCUGAGAGUUUAAUAAAGGUUUGUAACUGGUCUGGGA
Messenger RNA from Caretta caretta (loggerhead turtle), 3919 nucleotides. RefSeq names its product ring finger protein 34 (gene RNF34). Gene Ontology annotation, biological process: negative regulation of extrinsic apoptotic signaling pathway via death domain receptors; protein K48-linked ubiquitination; proteasome-mediated ubiquitin-dependent protein catabolic process. NCBI's taxonomy places the organism in Eukaryota, Metazoa, Chordata, Testudines, Cheloniidae. Gene Ontology annotation, molecular function: ubiquitin protein ligase activity. Gene Ontology annotation, cellular component: cytoplasm; plasma membrane. The record is from RefSeq and is a predicted model, not a curated record.